This is a messenger RNA of Melanotaenia boesemani (Boeseman's rainbowfish), 3645 nucleotides long. It is a transcript of the gene kitb, whose product is annotated as KIT proto-oncogene, receptor tyrosine kinase b. The transcript is spliced from 21 exons. NCBI's taxonomy places the organism in Eukaryota, Metazoa, Chordata, Actinopteri, Atheriniformes, Melanotaeniidae. Gene Ontology annotation, biological process: positive regulation of cell migration; Fc receptor signaling pathway; positive regulation of receptor signaling pathway via JAK-STAT. Gene Ontology annotation, molecular function: transmembrane receptor protein tyrosine kinase activity; cytokine binding; ATP binding. Gene Ontology annotation, cellular component: signaling receptor complex. The coding region runs from base 186 to 3053 and encodes 955 amino acids. The record is from RefSeq and is a predicted model, not a curated record.
CUGAACUCCAUCAGAAGGAGUCGGAUCCUGCUGGAUUUUUGUGUCCGUGCGCUCAUUUCGUUGGAGGCAGCCAAUUUAUUCUGUGUCACUGUGCUGGAUGGGAUCUGCUGCUUUUCAGCGCGGGAUGGUUAUUUUUGCACUUGAAACGAAUGGAGUAAAAUAAAAGGUUCACAAACCGCCUAAUAAUGAGGUGCCACUGGGUUGUUUGUGCCUCGUGUUUCAUAUUACUCCUACUAACAGUGUGGUCUGAGCCAAUCAUUUCCCCUAGUGGGCCUCACAUAGUGGUUCCCAAGAAGGGGAAGCUGGAGUUACGUUGCCAUGACAAUGCCACAACGUCUGGUGCUCCAUCCAAGUUAAGGUGGCAGAGGGAGAAGGGACGACGGCUCGAGGGAGAGGUGGAGGAGGGCGGAGUGGCUUCUGUCAGGUUGUCAGCAGUGCAGACCUACCAUAUGGGUCGUUAUGUGUGUGUCAACAACAGCACGUUAGAACACAGCUCCAUCUAUGUUUACGUGAAAGACCCCCACAAUGUUUUCCAGCGCACCAUGGUGAAUGUUAUUCUGGUGCGAGCAGGUGAGAACUGCACCAUCCCAUGUCUUGUGACCAACCCUGAGGUCACCAACCUGGCUUUGGAGACCUGCAAUGGACGACCUUUGCCCUCUGGCAUGAGUUACCGCAGCAACCUGCAGCAAGGCGUCAUCAUCAGCAACGUUGGAAAGGAAUACGAGGGCUGCUACGUAUGUGUGGGUCAGCUCAGUGGAGUCAAAGUGAUGUCAAGCCAGUACACUGUAGAUGUUCGACUCGUGCCAGAGUUGCGCCCUGUGAUCAUGCUGUCCCAGAAAGACACUGUCAUCCUAAAGAGAGGAGAGCAGUUUGAGCUGACUUGUAGCUCCACCAAUGUCAACCCGGACUUCAGUCUUAAGUGGGACUUCCCUUCAGCUGUGUAUCCUGAUGAAUCCCAGAACUCACACAUCCUGUCUGGUUUCCGCGGUUAUCAGCGUUCCACCUCACUGCUGAUCACGGCCGUCGACCAAUCAGACUCAGGCACUUACCGCUGCCACGCCCACAAUGAAAGAGGCAGCAGUGAUGCAGCACUGCAGCUGGACGUACGCGAUCAGGGGUUUAUAACUAUGAUAGGAGGUCCAGGUCCUGUCCAGGCAGAUGUUAAAGAAGGGGAGAGCCUGAGCCUCAGAGUGGAAUUUGAUGCCCACCCUGUUCCCCACUCCCUGUCUUGGUCUUUCAAUGACAAGCGUCUCCUCAACACCACAGAGCACGUUAUCACUGUCCACCGCCGUAAAUACAGAUACAUCAGCGAGCUCAGACUGGUCCGGGUUCUUGGCUCAGAGGGUGGGAUCUAUAAGUUCUCAGCCAAUCAUGAAGAUGCAUCUGUUGAUCAUUUAUUCCAUGUGUAUGUCAACAGUAAGCCUGUUAUCAUCGCCCAAGAGGGGCCAGUUGAUGGACAGGUGCGAUGCAUCGCUGCAGGUUACCCAGUCCCUAAAAUCAGCUGGUAUUUCUGUGAGCUACCUCGAACAAGGUGCUCACUCCUGCCCAAUGCCACCCAGUGGGAGACCCCGGAGGUGGCCAUGCUGACGGAGUCGGCCUUUGGUAGGAGUGAGGUGGAGAGCCGACUGAACGUCAGCAAGGAGCACGCUCAAUACCACACUCUGGAGUGUGUGGCUUCUACAGAAGGAGAAGAAGCCUACACACUGUUCUCCAUCAGUGAGCGCGUCGUCCCCCAUAAACUCUUCACACCCCUUCUAACUGGCAUGGUGGCUACUGGCGUGUUUCUCAGCCUAAUUCUAGUAGUGCUACUCUACAAGUACAUGCAGAAACCAAAGUUUCAGAUCCAGUGGAAAGUCAUUGAGAGCAUCAAUGGAAACAACUACAUAUAUAUUGACCCACUUCAGCUACCAUAUGAUCUCAAAUGGGAGUUUCCCCGACAAAAGCUUCGCUUUGGUAAAACUCUGGGCUCGGGGGCCUUUGGAAAGGUGGUAAGGGCCACGGCAUACGGACUGUGCUCCCCAGAUACUGUAACAACCGUCGCUGUUAAGAUGCUAAAACCCAACCCCCAUUCCACGGAAAAGGAGGCACUGAUGUCAGAACUAAAGGUUCUCAGUUACCUUGGUAACCAUGUGAACAUCGUAAACCUCCUGGGAGCCUGCACUGUCGCAGGCCCGAUUUUAGUGAUCACAGAGUACUGUUGCUAUGGCGACCUCCUCAACUUCCUGCGAAGAAAAAGAGAAUCCUUCCUAAACUCCCAGGUUGGAGAUGGUUACUAUCGCAAUGUCUCAAACAAGACUGAGCCAACAAGCAACGAUCCAACUGGUACAGGAUAUAUGCCAAUGCGUCCCUCUGAGAAGGAAAGGUCCUCCCAGUCAGAUGACAUAGAUGAGCUGUCUCUGGAUGCUGAAGACCUCCUCAGCUUUUCCUACCAGGUUGCCAAAGGAAUGGAGUAUAUUACUUCCAAGAAUUGCAUCCACAGGGAUCUUGCAGCCAGAAACGUUCUGCUGACUCAUGGUAGGGUGGCGAAGAUCUGCGACUUUGGCUUAGCACGAGACAUCACCACUGACGCCAGUUAUGUUCUCCGGGGAAAUGCACGUCUCCCAGUCAAAUGGAUGUCUCCUGAGAGUAUUUUCGACUGUGUCUAUACCUUUGAGAGCGAUGUGUGGUCCUACGGCAUCCUACUCUGGGAAAUCUUCUCUCUGGGAAAUAGCCCAUACCCUGGGAUGCAGGUGGGAUCAGCGUUUUACAGGAUGAUUCAAGAAGGCCACAGGAUGAGCAGGCCUGAGUUUGCUCCCAUUGAGAUGUACGACAUGAUGCUGUCAUGCUGGAACCACGAUCCACUGAAAAGGCCUUCGUUUAGAAAACUGGUGGAGAGAACUGAACUACUGUUGUCAGAAAAUACCAAGAAUGUGUACCUGACACUGAGCAAUGCCCCAGGUGCUCCAGAACAGCAGAGGGCGCCAUCACGGAGGCUGAGCUCAGUCUGCAGUACAACGGCUCCGACCCAGCCUUUGCUGCAGAGCACGGCUGAUGUCUUCCUGGACUAUGUCUGAAAAACGCCCUGUUCAUUCUACUGUCACACAAACUCUGCUUCACUCUGAACAAAAUCCAUUUAAACUGAUUGCAAAUGCAGCCACGUCAGACUUUAAACAGACACAUGUACACAUACAUUGUAUAUAUACAAGCCUGCACUGGGCUCUCAGCCUCUAUCUCCUCUUUCCAUUGGUGUAUUGAUCUUUGUGGUAUUUCAGGUGCACGUCUAUAUAAAGCAGACUCCAGCACUAAGUGGCCAUCAGAUACAGCAUCACCCUUCAGCUGUGGGAGGAGUUUUGGCUCACAUUCAGCCUUAGAUUAUGUUAUAAGAUGCUUUGGAUCUUUGAGGAAACAAAAGAUUGGAAGUACAUGUACAUAUGUGAUAAAGUAAAGAUGAUGUUGGACUUUGGCUUACAUAUACAGUUGAUGCUGUGACUACCAUGUUUUUGGUUUUGGUUUCCAGUUUUACUGUCAUGUUUUUUGACAUUUUGGGAGAUUUAUCUUGGUGAGUUAGAUGAGAAGGCUGAUACUAGUGAAGUAAACAACCAAGUCACAAGUAAAAAGAGCUGACCUUUCUCAGUCCAACCAGAGGAAUAAACACGUCUGGCUCCA